This is a messenger RNA of Olea europaea var. sylvestris, 537 nucleotides long. RefSeq lists its product as uncharacterized. The record is from RefSeq and is a predicted model, not a curated record. The coding region runs from base 1 to 537 and encodes 178 amino acids. Lineage: Eukaryota; Viridiplantae; Streptophyta; Magnoliopsida; Lamiales; Oleaceae. The transcript has a single exon.
AUGCCUAAGAUACCAAAGUAUGAUGGGAGAGACGACCUGGAAAAAUACCUAAGCGCUUAUAAAACUCAUAUGAGCCUUAGAGGCUCCACCCCAGUUGUGAAGUGUAGAGCUUUUCAUUUGACACUUAGUGGAGUGGCUGAAAUCUGGUAUAAUCGACUGCCACCUGGAAGCAUAAGGAGUUGGCCAGAAUUCAAGACCACUUUCCUAAAGAGAUUUACGGUGAGCAAGGAAGGAGAGGCCCCCAUCCAGUACCUUCAAGACAUGAGGCAGACACAUGGGGAAUCCCUGAAAAGCUUUUUAUCACGUUUUACCGACAAAAUGUUGUAUUGCGUGCAAGUUACCGAUCAUGAAGCUUUGUCAACCCUAAGAGGAGGUCUAAAUAUGAACACCCUAUUCUGGAAGGACGUGCAAAACCAAGAUCCCACCACCUACGAUGCUCUGUUGGAAAUGAUGAGGCGGGAGAUUAUUAAUGAAGAAUUAAUUGAGCACGGAAUCGGGCCAGCAGAGGCCUCCUACUUCAAUAAAGACAGCGCGUAA